Molecule: messenger RNA, 3702 nt
Organism: Adineta ricciae
Lineage: Eukaryota; Metazoa; Rotifera; Eurotatoria; Adinetida; Adinetidae
Source: the annotation of a GenBank genome assembly
AUGAUGAAAUUAUUAGAAACACUUCCGGAAGGAAUUCAAUGGUAUGGAAUCAACGCUCAACAAAUUCGUCUAUUAGCAAAUUUAUGUGAAAAAGCAAAUAAAACUAUUGCAGAUGCAACAAAUCGUUUUAAUCAUCGUUUAUUGUUCACAUUGAAUGCGUUAAGUGAGGAAAAUUUCAAUAUUCUCAUGAAUACAACAAUUCAACAACUUAUUCAAUCAUUGAUUUUUAAUUUUAAUCUUUUUAUAAAUAUAUCAUUACUUUUUACUCAAAUCGAUCAACCUUUUACAAAACCAAUUGAUGAUUAUUUUACAAUUAAUUACACAAUUAAUCAACAAUUACCAAAAUUAACGAUUGUAAUGAAUAGUUUAACAAGUGACGAUAACAAUCAAACACGUGAAUGCAUAUGCGCAACAAAUCCUUCGUGUACAAACGAAUUUUCAAUAAAUGGUUGGAAAUGGUAUAAAUAUUCCGGCUAUAAAGAUCAACGAAGUAGUUUAGGUACAAUUCGUGGAAUGGAAGAAGGAUGUUUUACUAUAAAUUCUCUUUUACUUUCAUCAUUUGAAUGUUUCUAUUCAAAUUCAUGUCUAUCAGCUGUUUAUUCAUAUAUGAAUUCAUCGUAUAUUUUAAAAGAUACAGGUAUUACUUGGAUUUCUCUCUCAUCUCUUGUUUACAAUUCCAAAAUGAGUCAUUUUCCUCCGAAUACAACAUUUUCGAAAAUCAUUCAACAAAUGUUUGUUGAACAAUGGAAUCCAAUUUAUUCGUUUGAUCGUUAUUAUAAUACAUGUUUACCGAGUUAUUGUACUUAUUCUCAAAUGGCCCGAACGAAAAAUUCGAUUCAAGUUUUAAUCGCAAUAGUUUCAUCAAUUGCUGGUCUUACUGUUGUUUCGCGAUUCAUAACAUCGAUUAUUAUGAAAAUUAUCUCGAAAAUUUUUCGACCAAAAGCUCAAAGGCAAAUUCAAGCGCAUCUGAAACUGUGGAUUCAAAUAAAAAAUAUUGUGAAAAAUGCGAUUGAAACGAUCUAUAAUGGAAUUAUCAAUUUAAAUAUGUUUCCGGAAGAACAAUUUGGAAAGAAAUUCAAUCAAAAUCAAAACUAUCGGUUUGGUCAAAUAGCCACUCGACUUUAUCUUGUUAUUUUAAUAAUUGCUCUUAUCAUUCUGAUCAUUUACAUAAUAAUUCAACCUCAAGUUUUAACAAAAAUGAUCGAAAAACCUUCGAUUGAAGUUUUCACAAAACUCUUUAUCAAAUAUAAUAACACACUUCAAUGUCCUUGUUCAUCGAUUUCAUCAAUGUACAAACGAUACGUCACAAUUCAACCAACAUUUCAUCAAAUUUGUUCAAGUGAAUUUUCUUCUAAUGAUUGGCGAAUUAAAAUGACAUUAAAUCUCUCGUCUGAUGUUUCAAUAUACAAUAAACGAGAUUAUCGUCGUUAUUUCUCUUCACAUUUACAAUUUCUACAUGGUUUAUGUGAUCUAUCGAUUGAAACUGUUAAUGAUUCGAUCGAACAAUUUCUUUCUUCACUUUAUAUCACAACUCAACUUCAGCCUCCAAUCACAUUUCAAACACAUAUUGAUUCUUUUGUUAAACAAAGUCAAUCUUCAGCUUCGAUUAUUGUUGAAAAUUUUAUUAAUUUACUUCGAUAUGUCAAUCAUGGAAACGCAAUUAUAUCGACAUACGAAUCAAAUUAUCAUUAUUAUCCACCGAAAUGGUACAAUUCAUCACUUUACUCAGGAUUCAUGGCAUUGAGUUCUUUAGCAUUGAGUGAAGCGAUGAUUUAUGAUGAUGGAUGUUCAUGUGGAUUAGUUUUGAAUUGUACAAGUCAAGCAAAGUUUUUUGAAGAAAAUUCUUCAAAGAAUAUUUGGAUAAAAGGCUUGAAAAUCGGCUGUUUACCAACGGAAGCAUUUCUUAGUUCAACUCUUGAAUGUUUUUAUGAUCAAUUAUGUAUUGAAUUGAUUCAAAAACAAGUCAAUUAUAUGAAUGAAACAUUGAUUUCUCUGACAAAUUCAACUCGAUUUCUUCAUAAUACAUUAAUAAUCGAUCUUGUGAAUGAAUUAUUCAUUGAAACCUGGUCAACAAUUGUUAAUUAUUCGAUAUAUUUCGAUUAUUGUUCUCCAUUGUAUUGUUCAUAUACGUAUAUUCAACAAUUAAAUUCAUUUUAUACAAUAACUCUUCUUCUUGGUCUUCAUCGUGGUCUUAGUUUGAUUCUCAAAUGGAUUUGUCCGAAACUUCUUUAUUUUCUCAUCAAAAUCUACUUUUUAAGAAAGAAACGAUCAAAUUUUGUACAUUCACUUCGUAGAAAUGAUAUUUCAACAACUGACUUCUCUCAUUCAACAUUUAAAUCAUCAAAAAUCACUCAAAUUCCAAGUUAUUCUGAUGUUGCAUCAAUCUCUCCAACAACUGAGCAAAAAACUUUUUCUUUUAACUUACUACGAUUUCUCUGCAUUAGUUUAAUGAUAAUCCUCUUUAUUUCAAUCGCUGUUAUUCCUCCGAUUUUAUAUCUUCAACAUCAACAAGACAACAAUCCUCUUAUAAAAGCAACAACACAAAUAGAUGAACAAAUCUCCCAAUCGAAUUCAAAUCAAACAAAUCCUUAUUCAAAUCCAACAACCACAAUUUCAUCAGUUUCACCAUGUGAUAUCUCAUUUGAAUUGAAAUAUUCGUAUGAAACUGGAAAUUCUGCAUGGCCAAAGUCUUUAGUAAGUGAUGAUUUCAAUCAUGAUGGUUAUGAAGAUGUCGCUGUUGUGAAUUAUUAUUCGAAUAAUUUUGGAAUCUUUUUUGGUAAUGGAAAUGGAAGUUUAACACAUCCAAUUUUUUAUUCGACAGGAUUAACAAGUGGACCGAAUCUAAUCGCUUGUGCGGAUUUAAAUAACGAUAAUCAAAAUGAUUUGAUUGUGAAUAAUAAUUAUAAUUACAGUGUGGGAAUAUUUUUUGGAAAUCAAAAUGGAACAUUUCAACAACAAAAACAAUUAUUAAUCGAACAAAUCGAUUUAUUUGCUUUGGGUGAUUUCAAUAAUGAUGCACAUGUGGAUUUUGCAAUGAUUAAUAAAACGCAAGUGAAUGUUUUACUUGGAAAUGGUGAUGGGACUUAUCAAAAAGAAAUUUCUUCAUUAUUUCGAAUAAAUUGUUCUGUUUCAUCAGCAAUAACAAAUGACUUUAAUCAUGAUCAUCAAUUAGAUUUAGUUCUACUUUGUUUACAAGAAAAUAUUCUUUUAAUUCUGUUCGGAUCAAACAAUGGAUCAUUUUAUUCGACAUCAGUUCUUUCGAACGAACGAAAUAGUCGUGGAUUUGCAAUUCUUGCAAAAGAUUUCAAUGCAGAUGAUUUACCUGAUCUUGUUGUAGUGAAUAGUCUGACUUAUGAUAUUGGAAUAUUUAUUUCAAAAUCCAAUGGAACAUUUGAAGAAGUAGUUUUCUAUUCAACAGGAGAUUCAAGUCGUCCAACUGCUCUUGUAAUCAAUGAUUUUAAUAAUGAUGAUUAUUUUGAUAUUGCUGUUGCCAAUCGAAAUUCUCAUUCAAUUGGAAUUUUUCUUGGAAUUGGUGAUGGAACAUUUAUGGAACAAAAGGAAGUUUUUCUUAAUGAUGAAAUACUUCCUUUUGCUAUUCAUUCAACGGAUUUAAAUAAUGAUGGAAAAAUGGAUUUGAUCAUUGCUGAUAUGAGUUCGAGUAUUUUACAAGUUUUGAUCAAUAACUGUUCUGCUCAAAUAUAA